AUGUUUUGGAGCUUUGAUAGGACAUCGAAACCCCGCCACAUUCAGCUCAUUGCGCUGGGUUCAAUGUUGGAUAUUAAGCGUUUCGCCGGUCAGUCUUUUGCAUUGCAUAAAUACAGGCCAGCUGGUAUGUCUACUUUGUGUCUGCUUAUGUCACUUAUCAUGGUCUGUUUGGCUGAAAUGGUGUGCCACCUGCCUGACUCAAGCACAGGAACUGUCGGGUCAGUCUCCAAGUUGCUGACAAGAUACGUUGAUCCAUCACUGAGGUUUGCGAACAGAUCGGUCGAAGCUGAGCGGGAAACUUAG
Lachancea lanzarotensis is the source of this 303-nucleotide messenger RNA. RefSeq names its product LALA0S02e05820g1_1. Gene Ontology annotation, cellular component: membrane. The record is from RefSeq and is a predicted model, not a curated record. The coding region runs from base 1 to 303 and encodes 100 amino acids. Lineage: Eukaryota; Fungi; Ascomycota; Saccharomycetes; Saccharomycetales; Saccharomycetaceae. Gene Ontology annotation, molecular function: amino acid transmembrane transporter activity. The transcript has a single exon. Gene Ontology annotation, biological process: amino acid transmembrane transport.